Molecule: messenger RNA, 1176 nt
Organism: Bipolaris maydis ATCC 48331
Lineage: Eukaryota; Fungi; Ascomycota; Dothideomycetes; Pleosporales; Pleosporaceae
Source: RefSeq, a predicted model, not a curated record
CGCGCCCUAGGGAUAGCACACCCCCCUCUACAGUAGAUGACCUACCUGCCGAGCCUAAUAGACCCACACACACCCGCACUAGAAGCAACUUCUCGCCUUUUAUUGGCUCAACACUAAGGAAUCCUUUCGCUAGCCAAAACAAAACACCUAGGGCUACGACAGUAGAAGAGGCCCUCGAGAUAGCUAGAAACCUAGUAGUCCAAGCAGCUAGUCUAGCUGAAAGCAACCCCUCACAGCAGACUAGCCUGCUCGACCUAGUAGAAGUCUUUAGAGACUACACUGAGACAGGCCGAGUUAAUAAGAAGAACGCAGCAAUUCUAGGAGAUCAGAUCUCCUCGCUUUCAAACGUCUCUAAGGAGCUAAGAGACAAGGUUCGCCGCCUCGACAAACCUACCCCUGCACAACCAAACCAGCAGGGUAAUAGACAGACAGCUGCUCCUACGCAGCCUAUAUCGUACGCCGCAGCUGCAACAGCAAAUAAGGAGCAACAGUGGACUACUGUGCAGAAGAAGGCACCUCAAAAGGCUAAGCCUAGCCUAAAGGAGAGGCAGCUAGUCCUAGUCAACCAAGGAGGCCCUGCUGCCUUUGACGCCCUCAGGCUAAGAAAUGCCUUCAACCAAGCCUUCACCUUAAAAGGAGGGGUGCAAUCGCCUGUAGUCGCCUCAGUCACGCUAUCCUCAAAAGGGAAUAAGGUAGUCACUACUACACCUGCCUUUACAGCCAACUACCUGCUAGAAAACCAGAGUAUCUGGAAGGAUCUAGUAGCCUUCAAGGUAGCUCAGCCCAUUACCUCGUGGUUCAAAGUAGUCGUCCAUAGACUACCUACUAACCACGGCCUAGAGGUAAUCAAGGAGGAGAUUGAGACCUUUAACAAAGGCCUCAAAGUAGUAGGCACCCCUUUCUGGCUCACUCCUGAGGCUAAGAGAGGACAGCAGAGCUAUGGCUCCGCCUGCGUCGCCUUCGCAACUGAAGAGGAGGCUCUAAAGGCUAUUAGAGGAAAGCUCUAUAUUCUCGGAGAGAGCCUGAGAGCAGAGAAGCUACGAGUUAUUAACAACUUAAAGCAGUGCUCUAAAUGCCAAGGUUUUGGCCACCUUGAGACUAGAUGUAGUAGAGUAGCCUGUCAGAUUUGCAGUGAGGCUCACCACACUAGCCUACAUAAAUGCAACUCCUGCCCUA